This is a messenger RNA of Salmo salar (Atlantic salmon), 3285 nucleotides long. RefSeq names its product CCAAT/enhancer-binding protein zeta-like. NCBI's taxonomy places the organism in Eukaryota, Metazoa, Chordata, Actinopteri, Salmoniformes, Salmonidae. The record is from RefSeq and is a predicted model, not a curated record.
AAUGGUGGUGGUCCUCAACCGGAAGACGAAUUUAAUUUGGACGAGGUUUUGCGCUUGGGUGGAACCCGAACUGACUUUGUCCUGCUUGCCGGCAUCAACGACGAGAACGAGCUAAUCGAUGGUGGAAAGAAAGGAGCCAUUGAUGACCUGGCACCUGGCGAGUUGGAGACAUUCAUCGCCAAGUUAAGCAUCUGCUCAUACAAAGAACAGAUACAACAGAUUCUCCCAGAUGAGCCUACAGAGGAAGAGAAGGCCGAGUCCAGCCAAAAGGAAAGCAAACGGGCUGAUGCCAAGAAAGUUAAGUCGGAUGAACAGAAACCCAAGCCAGAGCAUAAAGGCAAGGACCUGCCUGGCACAUCUACAGUGGAGACGAAGAAAAAUAAAGAGACAGCAAAAACCAGUGUCCCAGCCACUGCAAAGAAAGCUAAACUAAAUGCCAACGCGUUUGAGUUUCAGCUGAGGCAGCUGCUGCUGAUCAAACCAGGUGGCAAGUGGUUUGACCUGGAGUACACUGCAGAAGGUACCUCUGACCCACAGGAUGAGUCUCUGGUCUCCCAGUACAAAGCCCUGGCUAUUGAGCUAUUUGAGGCUGAGACUGGGCUCUACAAGAGCAAGAAGAACAUGCAGAAGGGGGCCAACUCAGCCUGGAUGAAGAAUGUGGUCUCUGCAGGGACGCUGGCUGACAGGAUGGCAGCCAUGACGGUUCUGAUCCAGAUGGAGACUCUGCUGAACAAGCAUCCCAACAUGAAGGCGGUGGUGUGCAGCGAGUUGGAGCGCCUCAUGUUCAGGCCCAACAUCAACCUGAAGGCCCAGUACUAUGCUGUGUGCUUCCUCAACCAGGUGCUGCUGAGCCACGACGAGGCCGAGUUGGCCAGCAAACUCAUAUCCAUCUACUUCUCCUUCUUCCGAGCAAGCAUCAAGAAGAAGGACGUGGAGUCCAAGAUGCUGAGCGCCCUGCUGUCGGGCGUGAACAGGACCUAUCCCUAUGCCAAGGCCGGGGACGAGAGUGAACAGCUGGACACGCUGUUUAAAGUAGUUCACCUGACCCAGUUCAACACGGCCGUCCAGGCUCUCAUGCUGCUCUUCCAGGUGAUGGAUUCUCAGCAGAUCGUCUCCGACCGCUACUAUGUGGCUCUCUACAGGUGUGGGAAGAGUAUGGAGAAUAUAUAUGACCCAUUACACAGAAACCCCCUGUUCUGUGGGGCUGACCUCACCACCUUAUGGGAGCUUCAAAGGCUCUCCGCACAUUUCCACCCCUCAGUGUCACUGUUUGCCAAAACAAUCUUACAGGGAGAGUUCAACUACACAGGAAACCCUCUCCAGGACUUCACUCUCAGCAAGUUCUUGGAUCGCUUCGUCUUCAGGAAUCCCAAACAACUGAAGGGCAAAAAAAUGCAGCCCAAACAGAAGCUGGCCAUGAACAACAUCCACAAUUUACCUGCGAAUUGUGAGGAGUUCCAGUCCAAUGAAGAGAGUCAGAUUCCUGUGGAUGAGGUCUUCUUCUAUCGGUUCUUCAAGAAACGAGAGGCGGAAAAGGCACUGCGUCGGCCACGAGGUGAUGGCGAUAACGAGAGUGGGGAGGAUGUGGAUGAUGAGUUUGAGAAGCUGCUCGAUACAUAUGAGGGAGACAGUUAUUUCAGACUUGCCAGUUGAUGAAACAGACCUGGACUUUGCAAGCAAUAUCAAGAUGAAAUCUAAGAAGGGGAAGAAGGGUGGAGAGGAUGACUCUGAUUCAGACCUGGAUGGUGAUCUGGAUGAGGAGGAGUCCCUAGGCAGUUUGGAUGAGGAGGACUUUGGAGAUGAACUGGAGGGGCCUUCCUUAAUGGACAGCAUUGGGGAGGAUGAUGAGGAAGGUAUGUCACAAUUUCUCUCCUUCCUCCCGAAGUGUUCACUUCCCUUCACUAUUUUGAAAUGACUGGUUUAAUAAUAUGGCAGAAACUCCCACUAGCCUAUACCUCCACUACAGGUUCACACUUGACUCUAAUUUGUCUUUCAGUUCCAGCACUUGAUGAUAACGCUGGUAAGCAGAUUGACUUAAAUUAACUUCAAAAUUCAUUUGAAAAGGGCAUCCUUAAUUGUGAAUUAUUAAUGUAUAAAAAGGUUGAUUCUUAUCAAAUAUAUUGGCUUCCCUUCAAGAUUCAGAUGAGAUGGAGGUUCCACACACAAGGCCAGGUUCUAAAAAGAAGGCAUCAGAGGAUCUUGACUUCAGUGGUUCUUUAGGUUAAUAGCUGGGCCUCUGUUUGUACUGUUCAACUGCUCCGAAUCUCAUUCAGGAGUGUAGAAUCUUAUCUGACAUGUUCAUUCUUUCAUUGUAGGUUCCAAACCAGGGAAGAAAAUAAAGAAAUGAGGACACAGCCAUGUUUGCCUCUGCUGAACAGUUUGGGACUGUUGGAUGAAAAUGUUGGUUCUAAGUUUGACAACAUCGGCAUGAAUGCUAUAGCCAACAAAGACAAAGCAGGUGUCAGGCAGCUCAAGUGGGAAGCCCAGAGAGACCACUGGGUCCGAGGCAGAGACGUCAAGACCCUACGGAAGAAGAAGGCCAUGUUUAACAAAAAACAGUUUGGCAAGCCCCAGUUUGGCAAACCAAGGGCUGGCAAAAAUACUUUCAAGAAGAAGUAAUACUUUCUGGACCUUAGAUUACUUAUGUUUGUGUUCACACACCUCUAUGCCUUCUUGGACCAAUCUUCAAGGUCUUUCUCUCGAAUCCCAUAAACCCCAGCAUAUUCGUUGGACUUGUAAUAAACUGGAAAGAGAGUGAUAGUGUCUCUCAGCAUUCAACACAUUUAAUCACAUGAUGGUUCAGUGGGCAGCAUGCCCACUGUAGCAAAAUGUUUUGCAACUGUUUCCACUAAUGAAUACACCGGUGUAUUGCCUCAAUCUAACCCUGUUGCCAGUUCCAGGUUGUACUGCCAAUCAUUGGAGAAACGACUAAAUGCCUGUGAAAUUAUGUAUUCUCUGUAUAGCUAUUUUAACUCUGUCUAAGUUUAUACAAGAAAUACAAAAUGAAAACAGUAUACUAGGAGAUGUCUGGUUUGCAGUAAUUGUAACGGGGAAAAAGUGUAAUAAUUGGGGCUGAUUUCAUUGCUAUGCAGUUUGGAAUUGAGGAUCAAUUCCUCCAGGUUGUGUAUGUUGUGAACUGUCUACAGCCCUUACCUUCCAGGACAGAGGGAAGCAUGUUGUUCAUACUGUUCCUGAAAUCUAAAAAAAACAAAAACAUUUUGUUAAAGGUGUACAUAGCCCAAGGUAGAGUCCAUGACGUCCUUUCUAUAUAAAAUGUAAAUAAUA